UUCAGUUCCACCCAAGAUUACACCAUUCUCAUUCGCACGCGAUCUGAACGUCGGUGACCGCACAAGUAUUCAGUGCGUUAUUGGCACCGGGGACCUGCCGCUUUCAUUCACUUGGCUCAAGGAUGGAAUACCUUUGCCACAGGCAGCCAACGUGGCCACCACGGCCACGGUCGACAGCGGUGUCAGCGGUGGGCUUAAGGGUACCGGUGGCGCUGCUGGUCUUGGUCUAUUGGGUUCCGGCACCGGAUCGCACUUAUCGCACUUAUCUUCCUCCUCGGCCUCGUCUUAUGCAUCGCCAUCGUCAGCAAGUGAACAGCACGCUGCCCACGCAAUGAAUGAUAAUGGUCGUAGUGGUGGUGAAAGUAACGGCCAAGUGACAAUUCGCCAAAAUGAUGAUUUUACCAGCGCCCUCAGCAUCACAAGUGUGACGAGAGACCAAAGUGGCACGUACACGUGUCGCGUCCAAAACGAUGCCGCUACUGUAACGCACUCUGCACAGCUCAAAGUUAAUGUACCACCGCGAUGGAUCCUAAAGCCCACCGAUCAAGAUGCCAUCUUGGGAAAUGCAGUUAUCGUAUCGUGUAAAGCCGACGGAUUUCCCCUGCCGACCAUUCAGUGGAAGCAGUCUAUAGGCGACACUGGGGAGUAUCGUGAUCUCAGCUUUGCCAUGGACAAUGUCAACUCGCAUGCAGUUUUAGUGGUGCAUUCGAACGGAUCGUUAAUGAUAUCGAAAGUGAGUCGAGAGCACGAGGGAAGUUAUCUGUGCCAGGCCAGCAAUGGCAUUGGAGCUGGUCUCAGCACGCUAAUUAAGCUAACAGUGCAUGUUGGCCCAUCGGUGACUGUGAGCAAAAAACAGCUGUCAAUUCGCCGCGGCGAGCGCAUCACACUUCGCUGCGAGGCGAAUGGCGAUCAGCCCCUGGAGAUCUCGUGGCGAUCGAAGGCUAUACGCAUUGAUCCUUCUUAUGAUAUACGUUAUCAUAUCAAGAAUUCGCCGCUGGCUCGUGGCGUCUCAUCGGAAUUAACCAUUCUGCAGACUGUGCUAACCGACAGAGGCGAAUACACUUGCAUCGCCAACAAUGCUUACGGUCGUGAUCGUAGCGUUAUCCAUGUCCAAGUCCAGGAGCCACCCAAUUUUCCAGUCAAUUUGCAUGUGCGUGAUUUGGGCAGCAGAUCGGUUACAUUGGCUUGGUCACCGAAUGAUCAGGAUUCGGUCAUCCUAGGCGGCGGAGGCGGCAAUAAUCGCGAUUCACAGCCAAUAUCCAAUUACAUUCUGCAAUACAAAAAGGCGGGAGAUGUCUGGCAUGAGCACAACAAUCAGAAGCUGUUGCCUGGCGACAGAACCACAGCUCAACUAGGCUCUCUUCGGCCUGCUCAGGUCUAUCACAUUCGUCUAUUUGCCGAGAACCAUCUGGGCACAAGUGCACCCAGCGAUGUGCUGUUUGUUCAAACCGAUUCCGAAGUGCCCUCUGCACCGCCUCAAGAUGUCACCUCAGAGCCACUGGGACCUCAGCAGCUGUUGAUUACGUGGCGUGCUCCUGUGCGCGAUUCGUGGAAUGGCGAGCUCUUGGGCUAUACGAUCUCUUACCAGAAGCAGAGCACUCCCGACAGCGUGGCGAAUCACACAAAGGUUGGCAACCUCAUCACAGAGGGACUUAACGAUUUUCGACUGACUGGACUGGAGAAGUAUACGCAAUAUGGCAUCACAGUCUCAGCCUACAAUGUCAAAGGAGAUGGACCGCCGAGUGCAGUGGCCUUGGGUCACACGCUCGAGGAUGUGCCGUCGGCUGCACCGCGAUCUGUGACCUGCAUAGCAUUGACUGCUCAGAAUAUACAAAUAUCUUGGCAAUCGCCGCCAAAGGAACUGAGUCAUGGCAUCAUUCAGGGCUACAAGCUGCUCUAUGAGCCGGGACUGCUCGAGAGCGAGUACAGCGUGCGGGAGACAAAGAUUACGUCAGCAUUGAGUACAGUGCUGCAUGGUCUGCAACCAUAUACGAACUACAGUGUCCAGGUGCUGGCCUUCACACGUGCCGGCGAGGGCGUCUCAAGUCCUCCUGUGUCCUGCAUCACUGAGGAAGCGGUGCCCGAUGCGCCAGAGCUGGUCAAAUCUGCCGUGAGCACCGAGACCUCAGUGAUAAUCAGCUGGUUGCCACCGCGGCGACUCAACGGUUUAAUAACCAAAUACAAUGUCUAUAUACGCAUCUUGGAAAAGGGUCAAGAACUGAAGAUUCUUAAGGAAAUGCUGCCCGCACACAAUCGUCACUUUGAGGCCAAGGAUCUUAAUUUCAGAGAGACUUACGAGGCGUGGGUCACUGCAUCCACCAGAGUGGGCCAGGGACCGAGCACGCCAGUGAUUAAACUUGUGCCCAGCACCUCGAUACCCGCUGCCAUCAUUUCGUUUAGUCAGACGCUGCAUGUCAACUGGAAGUCAGACAUUAAGUUGCCCUGCGUUUUCGUGGGCAAUCCCAAGGCUAGUGCCGAAUGGAAGAUCCUCAACAACCGAGGCAAGAAACAGUUCCCGCUGGAGGUGAGCAACGAUAACACGCUCAGUCUACGCAACAUUCAGCGCAGCCACGAGGGCAACUAUUCGUGUGUGGCCCGUAAUCCCACAGGCUCCGAUCACAUUGUCUAUCAGCUCUAUGUGCAGGUGCCACCUGCUGCUCCGAUUGUAUCGGUGAACUCGGUGCAAAAGAAUUCUGUGUCCAUUCAAUGGCGAGUCGACGAUAUUGGCGGCUCACCCAUCAAGGGCUACACUUUGACCUACAGACGUGACUCGUCCGACUGGGAGGAGAUUCAAAUUGAUCGUCGAGUCACCUCCUAUAUGCUGGAAGAUCUGCAGUGUGGCACCCAGUACAAGUUCACCAUGAAUACUUACAAUAAGAUUGGUUCCAGUGCCGCAAGCUCAACAGUCUCAGCUCAGACAAAAGGCAACAAACCAUUUGCACCGCAGAAACACAGUUUCCUCCGCUCCAACACCACGUCAGUUAUCCUGGAUCUAUCCUCGUGGCAGGAUGGCGGCUGUCCCAUUCUUCACUACAGCAUCGAAUUUAAGCGCUACAAAUCUUCGAGUGAUUGGAUAAUUGUUUCCAAUAAAAUCGAAACCAAUACUCGCUAUAUCAUCGGAGAUUUGGAGCCGGGAACCGCUUACAAUUUGCGCGUGACGGCAAACAACAAUGCUGGUUCAACCACAAAGGAAUUCUACUUUGAAACACAAAAUCUGAUCGGAUUUAGCGGUGGUUUGGGCAACGAUGAGAUGCCCGAUGAUCAGCAAACUGUGUUUAGCGAUGCUCAUCUGAUUGCCGUGAUUAUCUCAUCGAUAUUUGGCACAAUCUUGGCAUUAAUUGGCGCAUUCAUAUGCUUCAAGAACUAUCCACGCACUUUGUUCACCCGCAAUCUUGAUUCACUGAGACCGCAGAAUGGUGGGAGCGAUGGCAAGGAUAUUCAGAGUCGAGAGCACUUUUAUGGUACAGUACGAAAAUCUUGCCAGCAAUCUCCGCCUGAAUCGGUGGCUGGCCUUGAGCGUAUACCAGAGUACUCAGAAGAUAUCUAUCCUUACGCCACAUUCCAUUUGCCAGAACAUGAAAACCAAACUGGAAAUAUUCCUUUAAACUACACAGGAAGUUCCACCAAAUACGAUGACAGCACCCUCUGCAGCUCCGGCGUGAAAGGGAAACGCAGCACGACAACGAGUGUGGGCGGAGGCAACUCCAAUGCGAAUCUGACCAGCAUGAUGGUUGGAUCACCCGAUGAUGGCAAUCACUUGAACACGACCGACAAGCGACACAAGCGACGUUCGAAGAUCAUCAAAUCGGAAUCGGAGGAAUACGAUAGUCUCAAUAGUGACAGUGAAUUAAGCGGGGAAAGAGAACGCAUGCGUGAUGAUAAUAGUUACUUGGAGGAUGAGGAAGUAUCAGCUCAUAACAAGAAGAUGCGCAACAGUGGAGGGAAUAGUAAGGAUAGGUCUUCUGUAUUUAGCAGACCUCAACUGCAUAGUAACAUCUUGGACCCCGUUCCCAUCGACUACAGGCUCUUUGAGCCGACCGCAAAGCAACAGCGCAAAUCAACGCAUUCUGGCGAUGCCCAGCGGAAAGCUCUCGCAAUUGCAUCUACCAAAGAUGCAGCCAAAUGUGCAGAUCUGUCCCGAAGUGUAUCCGGUCGUCAGCGAUACAAAAGUGCCGAUAAUAAUGCCAACAGCGGCACCCUUAAUCGCGAUUGUGGGGAAGCCAACAAGGGCAUCACCCGACCAAUUGCACAGCCGGGGGCAUAUAUUGAAAAACUAAAGCCGCAGAGAAAUGCCGAUCAACAUGGUUGUAUUUCGUCGAUAACAUGCUACAACAAGGGCUACGGUGAUAAGAAUGCCAAAUUAAUUAAUCGAGGAGGAUCAACAGGAGGCGGAGAUCAACUAGAGCUAAUCGGUUCACAUCGUCACAUCUAUAGCAUUGAGCCCAUGGAACUGAUGGCCAUGGAGUCGCUGAGCAACUCCGAGACCUUGGCCAUGGGCAGUACUAUGAUGGAUAACAAUCAAUAUCAAAUGGAAAACAGCUUGGAAAAUAUAUCCAAUUGCAGCGAUCACAUUCUCAACGAAAAGCACGUUAGUCCGCCAUCGGCGUUUAUCGAUAGAAUUGGACAAAUUUGAAAAGUUGAACAAUAGAACGAACAUUAUUGUUAGCAAUAGCAAAAGGAAUAUUUAGUCAUUUAGAUAUAUGUAUGUAUUUAUCUUGUAUAUUGCAAGGUUUCCUUCAGAUUCGACAAUUCAUUUGAUGCUUCAAGUUGCCCUUAGACUGAAAUGUUCCUUGAUCAGAACUUUAAGUCGAUCUACUAAGAGUAUUAUACAUACACUGCCUAAUACAAAAUGAACGAAGAUCAAUUCUCACACUGAAUUCAAGAUCAAUUAAACUUCAAUUUCACAAUUGCAUAUAUUUUGUAGUGUUCAAAGGAAUAUCAAAUGAUCAACUACUUGCAUUUAGACUUAAGAUAGACAAUUAUUGUGAGAUCACCUUUACAGUGGUUAGUCAGUUUGGGGAUUAAAGAUAUUAUUAUUAUUAUUAAUACUAUUAUUAUGAUGAUAUAAUUGGAUUAUAAAUUUACUUAAUUCAUAAACGAAUAGCUAUAGGCAUAGAAUUUGCUAACUGUCUAAUUGGUGUACGAGUGCAAAUCGAGACGAGUCGAGCAUUUCGAGUUCAUAAUUGUUGCAUUUACUUGCAAGCAUUUUUGGGGGACAGGUAAUUUGGAUCAAUGUCAAUAUAGUAUAAUUAGACUGAAGCACCAAUGCUAUCGAUUCAAGAAUAUUAAUGAACAUAUAAUGAUAUCAAUAUCUUAACAUACUCGUAACUUAGAUAACUGACAUUCUUAAAAUUAAUAUAAACAUUAACAAAACAACGUAGCAUUAACAGUAACUCGUGCUAACAUUUAAGUAUACACUAGUUUUAUACUGUUACAAGCAAUUAUUGCAAUUUUAAAUAACAUAUUCAUAUAUUAUAUUAAUUCAUCAUUACAAAUACUUAUUAUAGCGACUCGCGACAAAUAGACCGUUAUAUAUUGUAUGUACAUAACAUACAUUCAUAUGUAUGUAUGUGGAGAUAUGCAUGUAUUGUGUAAAACGUAUGUUAUAAGAAAUCUUACAUAUGCUAAGCAUGAAUGAUGUAUGUGUACUCGUUUUAAGAUAUUUUAAACUCAAGCUCAAUUUGUACUGUCAAUUGAAAUAGGAAAUUAAAAGGAUGUUGUGUAAAAAUUUAUAA
Molecule: messenger RNA, 5735 nt
Organism: Drosophila nasuta
Lineage: Eukaryota; Metazoa; Arthropoda; Insecta; Diptera; Drosophilidae
Product: cell adhesion molecule Dscam2-like
Exons: 12
Coding region: 332-4633 (1433 amino acids)
Molecular function (GO): protein binding
Source: RefSeq, a predicted model, not a curated record